UCCGGUGCAAGAUUUUUACCGGAAUGUCCGAGGAAACCGACACGGUGUUGCCGGCAACUACUGCCGAUUCGCGAAAGAUAAAUAGUAUCGAUAAGGAAACCGUGCAUAAAAUUUGCUCCGGCCAGGUUGUACUGAAUUUGGCCACUGCAGUGAAGGAAUUGGUUGAAAAUUCGCUAGACGCUGGUGCAACGCUAAUCGAAGUGAAGCUCCGCGAACAAGGUGCCGACCUGGUCGAAGUUGCAGACAAUGGCACGGGAGUGGAGGAGACAAACUUUGAAGGCCUAACCGCCAAGUAUCACACGUCGAAGCUGAAGGAAUUCACCGAUCUGGAGUGCAUCGAAACGUUCGGUUUUCGAGGUGAAGCACUCAGCUCUCUCUGUGCGCUCUCGGAUAUGGUGAUCACGACACGCCACCGCACAGCCCACCAUGCCACCAAGUUAACGCUAAACCACGACGGUCGCAUCCAGACAAGGUUGCCAUGUGCCCGCUCCGUUGGAACUACGGUCACACUGAGCAAUCUUUUCGCCACGCUGCCCGUACGCAGGAAAGAGUUUCAGCGCAACAUAAAGCGCGAUUUUCUACGCAUGUGUCAGAUCCUGCAAGCGUAUUGUCUCGUUUCGGUUAAGGUGCGCAUUAUCUGCACUAAUCAGAGUGCCAAGGGUGCUAAAACGGUCUUUCUGAGCACGCAUGGUGCGGACAAUGUGCUGGACAACAUAAGAGCCCUGUUUGGACCGCAGCAGACACGCGAGCUACUGGAAUUGAAGCAAGCCAUCGGAAGCAACGGAAAGAUACAGGAUCUGGACGAAAGCGAUUUCGAUGACGGUUUGGCACUCACGCAGGAGGAAGUCGAUAACUUUAAUCUCUCCCAAUACACCAUCGAGGGUUACAUAUCAAGCUGUGCACACGGAGCCGGGCGUAGCAGCAAGGACCGCCAAUUUUACUAUGUCAACUCGCGACCCUGUGAACCGCGGCAAAUUAGCAAACUGGUCAACGAUGCGUACCAUCGAUUCAACGUACAUCAGCACCCGUUCAUUUUUCUCAACUUGAAACUGGACCGUGCCGAGGUGGACGUUAACCUUACGCCCGACAAACGGAUGGUGCUGAUGAACAAGGAAAAGAUCAUCCUGCUUGCGGUGCGCAAGUCGAUCAAGAAAACCUUUGGCAGUGUGCCGUCGUCGUUUAAGAUGCAAAAUUUAAACCUAAGCGAUUCGAGCCGUCUGCUGAACGUUUCGGUACCGUCGGAGGACGAUGAAUCGACUGGUGACCGGACGGCGGUUGACGGUUGUACCGACGGCGAAAUGCACUUUACCUUCGAGAUACCGAAAGUUCCAGCUUCCGGUUCCGGAACGGGGCUGAAGCGAAAGCGCAACGGAACGGAUAAUGGAUUGCGGAAAAUUGUCGAUUUUCUCGAAGCCAACAAGCCACUGUCGGAUAAUGUAACCGAACAAGACGAAUCAUCGAGCGAUGAAGAUGAAAAACGGUUUCUUGAGCCAAUUGCAAAAGAAGCCACAUGCAGUGAAGGAUCCUCGUCACAAGAAUCGGAAAUGGUUUCGGGAAUGGUUGCACCGCUCAGUUCCUCCCCCGAAAAUGGGGCCUCCCGUGAGCAGCUAGCUGUGAAAGUGGAAAGCUCCUCCAGUGGCAAAGUUCCAGCCAAGCGAAAGCUGAUAGAACAAGCCCACAGCUUCAGCGGCGAAACGAUCGAAAUUGAUGAAUCCGAUCCGCCGGAGCAAGCAGACGACCGAGAUGAGGGUGUGCGAAACCGAAACCACCAUCGACUAACGCUCACGAUGGACUCACUCGAGGAGCUUAUCAAGCGCGAGCAGAAACUCCAAUCGGAACAGAUCACCAAGCGACAGCAAGCACUGACGCACCUCAAGUUCAAGAGCAAAAUCAACCCCACCAGCAACAAGGCGGCCGAAAACGAACUGCAGACGGAGAUAGCAAAGUCGGAUUUCGCGGCGAUGCAGAUCGUUGGUCAGUUCAACCUCGGCUUCAUUGUGUGCCGACUCGCGGACGAUUUGUUCAUCGUCGAUCAGCACGCGACGGACGAAAAGUACAAUUUCGAGGACCUGCAGCAGACGACGGAGCUACAGAACCAGCGGCUUAUGGUGCCGCAACCCGUCGAACUGACCGCCGUCAAUGAGAUGAUACUGAUCGACAAUCUUGACGUGUUCGAAAUGAACGGUUUCAAGUUCGAAAUCGACGGGGCGGCACCGACCACUCGGAAAGUGCGCUUGAUCGCCAAACCGUACAGCCGUAACUGGGAGUUUGGCAAGGAGGACAUCGACGAGCUGAUCUUUAUGCUCCAGGACGCCACAGGCACAGUGUGCAGACCGUCGCGGGUCCGUGCCAUGUUUGCUUCCCGUGCGUGUCGGAAAUCGGUCAUGAUGGGUACGGCACUGUCGCUGUCCCAAAUGGUACGUCUCGUACGUCACAUGGGAGAGAUCGAGCAACCAUGGAACUGCCCUCACGGACGACCGACGAUGCGCCAUUUGGUGAAUCUUGCGAUGAUAUAUCGAGAACCGAAGAUGUAA
Anopheles bellator is the source of this 2534-nucleotide messenger RNA. It is a transcript of the gene Pms2, whose product is annotated as mismatch repair endonuclease PMS2. The transcript has 5 exons. Lineage: Eukaryota; Metazoa; Arthropoda; Insecta; Diptera; Culicidae. The coding region runs from base 24 to 2534 and encodes 836 amino acids. Gene Ontology annotation, biological process: mismatch repair. The record is from RefSeq and is a predicted model, not a curated record. Gene Ontology annotation, cellular component: MutLalpha complex. Gene Ontology annotation, molecular function: ATP hydrolysis activity; mismatched DNA binding; ATP-dependent DNA damage sensor activity.